Messenger RNA from Alligator sinensis (Chinese alligator), 714 nucleotides. RefSeq lists its product as uncharacterized. The transcript is spliced from 3 exons. Lineage: Eukaryota; Metazoa; Chordata; Crocodylia; Alligatoridae. Bases 1 to 714 code for a protein of 237 amino acids. The record is from RefSeq and is a predicted model, not a curated record.
AUGCAUAGCAAAAGAAGGAGCUGGGACUGGACACAGUGCUGGAACAAGAUCAAUGCCCUGAGAUGUGCGUUUCAUCAAGCCAAGGAUGAGCACGCUUGUUCUGGGGCAGGGCACAUAAUUGCUUCUUUCUACAACCAGCUGUCCAUCAUUUUCUCCAAGGAUGUGGGUGAGGUUUCCUGUUUCCAGUUGUUUGGGACUGGCAUUAUCCUGGAGAGCACACCUAAGGAAGGAGCCUCUCAGUGUCCUGAGAUGGAAACCAUGAACAUAUUGGAGCAGUGGGGCAACUGCUCCAUGGUGCUGGAUGAGAGGGACACCCAAGAGGAGAUGACCCUGAUCAUGACCCCAAUCUCACCUCCUAUUCUACUGAGUAGUACAGAUGAGGAGGAGCAGGAGGACACCACUUUGGAUAUGGUACCACACCAGAGGUUCCUCCAAAGACGCAAAGAAUGGUUUCUGUUCCCAAGAUGCAAGAAGAUUCGCAAGCGGGGACUUCUACCAUGGCUGAUGCCAGCUGGGGACAUGCUUCCAAACCUUUGGCCUCCAGCUUGCACUGGAGCAGAGUGCUCCCCGGAUUAUCACCACAGGCAGCAAUACCCCAGACAGAGCAUGAUGGAGGCUUUGGUGGAGGUGGCACAAACCCAAGUGGCCACCACAGAUGACUGGCAGGACAAAGUCUGGAAGAUGCCUAGGUCUGAUGAAGAUCGGGAGAAUUGA